Hansenula ciferrii is the source of this 3909-nucleotide messenger RNA. RefSeq names its product chromatin-modulating protein MRC1 (gene MRC1). Gene Ontology annotation, molecular function: anaphase-promoting complex binding. The coding region runs from base 1 to 3909 and encodes 1302 amino acids. Gene Ontology annotation, biological process: mitotic G2 DNA damage checkpoint signaling; activation of protein kinase activity; mitotic DNA replication checkpoint signaling. The transcript has a single exon. The record is from RefSeq and is a predicted model, not a curated record. NCBI's taxonomy places the organism in Eukaryota, Fungi, Ascomycota, Saccharomycetes, Phaffomycetales, Wickerhamomycetaceae.
AUGGAUCUUUUAGAUGACUUGGAGCUCAGUCCUGUGAAAUCUAAGACAUUCAAGAAGAACAUAGAUUUGAAGGUGGACAAUGAUGUGGAAAAUAGUGAUGAAGAAUCUAAUGAGUUACCAACCUCAACUCCUGUGCUAAACGACAUUUCCAAUAAUAAACCUGACACUGAAGCAUCUAAACCAAAAGGUGUUCCAUCCAUUGCAAACUUAUUCGGCUCUUCAGUAUCCUUACUAGAUAGAGUGAAAAAGAGGCUUAAUGGUGAAAAAUUAGAUGAACCUGUACCAGAAUCUGAAAAACCAACACAAGAGAUCCAAACUCAGCUUAUUGAUAAAACACAAGAAACAACUACAUCAAAUACAACAUCAGAGGAGAAUCAAAGUACGCAAGAGAUUGAACCUCCAACUCAACAAAUCAAUAACUCACAUAUACAAGAAUCAACACAAGUUAUCCCAACGAGUGAAAGUCAAAAUCAAGAUUCCAUACUGUCAACUUCAAAGAUGGAUCAAACACAAAAUGUAGAUGAUAUUCCCUCAUCUCAAAUUACAAAAUCAUCAACAAAGUCACCAAGCUAUGAAAUAUCAAAAGAUGACAUCAAUGAUGUCUUUGCAGAAGAACAAGAUACACAAGUAGUUCUAAAUCAACAAACUGCUCCCGUCAACGAUCAACAUGAUGAUGAUGAAGAUGACGAAGAUGAAAUCAGACAGCCUACGCGCUCUAUUCCUAAUAUGUUUUCUGAUGAUGAUGAAGAGGAGGAAGAUUUACACACCAAAACUCAAGAAAAGAAGAAAAAUAAUAGCUUAUUUAUGGAUUCUGAAUCUGAAGAUGAUGAAGAUAACAAGUUGAAUGUUAAAGAAGAAGCACAUAAAGAAGAAGAUCUUGAUCCAACUCAAGCUAGACUCAAGAAAAUCGAACAAUUGGCUGCUAAGAAGCGUGCUGAAAGGCUCUUGCGUGAACAACAAGAACGUGAGAAAGAUCAAAAUGAUUUAACAACCUACAAACAACUUUCAGAUCCAGUCAAAGGUGAAUACGAUGAUGAUGAUGAAAAUGAAGGUGAUGUUUCAGUCUCUACUAUCAAGCCAAAAAGAACUAAAACCAAGAAAGAAUUAGAGGAAGAAGAACAAGAAAGAAGAAGACAAGCAAGAAGUGAACAAUUACAACAUGAAGAAAAAGUUGUUAAAAAGUUUGAUAAGAAUUCACUAUUAGCUGCCUUUGGUAUGGGAGAUAAUGUACCAUCUGAUAAUAUGUCAAGCCCACAGAAGCAUCAAUCUAGCCCUGCAACUUCACCAUUACAAGAAGAAGAAAAUGGUAAAGGACCAAUUGUCAAGACUGAAAAGAGUGGAAAUGUUGAACUAUCAGAUGAAUCAGAUGAUGAUGAUGAUUUCCAAGUUACUGAUUUUUUUAACGAAGAUAAGAUGAAGAAAAUGGAAGAAAAGGAAAAACCAAAAUUUGUCCUUCAAACACCUUUCAAUUUUAAUAAACAAGCCACUGAAGUUAUUGAAUUAGAUUCUGAUUCUGAUUCCGACAUUGAAGAAGCCACAUCAAAAGUUACAAGACUUGAAGUUAAAAGCAAAUUCAGUAAACAGACUAUGGGAAAACAAGCUCAAAAGAAAAAACAAGUAUCAAGAAAUCAAUUGAUUGCACAUCUUAGAGAAAAGGCAAGAAACCAAUUGAAAAAAGAUAAAACUGAUUUUGAAGAAGCUAAUAAAGAGAUCAUUGCUGAAGUUGCUCAAGAACAAGAUGCUGUUGAUAAACUUCUAGAUAAAUUCAUGGCAGCUGCUGAUCGUCAAAAGGAAAAGGAAAAAAUGAUCAAAGAACAAAGAAAAAGAGCUAAAGAAGCUGGUGUUGAAUUUAAUGACAAUGCUUACGAUGAUGAAAGCGAUUAUGCUGAAGUUCCUGACAGUGAUUUUGAUCAAAGUAUGGAUGAAAAUGAAAGUGAAGGUGACGAAGAUGCAGGUGAUGAAGAAGGAAGUGAUGAAGAUAAUGAAGCUGAUGAAGAACAAAAAGACAACAACGAAGAAGAAGAAGAAGCUGAUGGUGGUGAUGAUAAAGAUAGAGAAGCUACAGAAGCUGAAAUUAAACAACAUUUACUAGCUAAAAAGCAAAAUGAUUCAGCUGAAGCUACAAUCAACUGGGGUGACGAUUCACAAGAUUUUGGUGAUCUUGAGGGCCUAAAUGGUGGUGCAACUCAAAAACUUAAAAUGCUUGGUAUGGGUUUAACUCAAGCUUUUGAAACAGAGUCACCAAAAAUUGAUGGUAAAACAGUCAAUAUUUUUGAUCAAAUAAGAAAUAAAAAUAACCAUGUUAUUGGUGAAGAAGAUUCAUUCGUGGAAAGUUCAUUAAAAGAUAAAUCAUUUUCAUACUCAAUCAAUUCUCAAAAACCUCGUGAGCUCAACUUUGAUGAACCUGCUACCCAAUUAUCAGAAAUAAUGCCACCAACACAAGCUAUAUCAACUCAAAAAGAUUCUAUUGGUACCUUACAUGAUUCUGCACCACAGGAUUCUUUCCAAGCCACAGUCAAAGAUGAUUAUGGUGAUUUUGCUGAUGCUGAAGAUGAUGAAGAUGAUGAAGAUGAACUACCUGUCAAAAGACAUAGAAUUAAAAGAGUUGUCAAAGAUGAUACAAAAGAAUCUGAUGUUGAAGAUGAGAAGGAACAAGAUGCUUUUAAUGAAGAGGAAGAAGAUGAUGAUGAUGAAGAAGAAGAAGAAACUGAAGAAGAGAGAAGAAAAAGAGCUGAUGCUAUCAGGGCUGAGAUUCGUAGACGUGAAAAAGAACAAGAAGAUAGAAGAUUAGAAAUGAAGAAACAAGGCCUUGAUAAAAUUAUGGAAAAUGAAGCUGAAGAAUCUGAAGAUGAAUGGCAAGGUAUUGGUGGUAUUGAUGGUGAGAAAUUCGAUGAAGAAAAUUCUGAAGAUGAAAAAAUGUUGGAUGAUUACUCUAAAGUUAAUUUGAAUAAAGAAGAACUUGAUAAAUUCAUUGCUGAGCAAGAAAAUAUUAAAGAUAAAAAACUUCUUACAAAAGUUUUAAAAGAUGUUGAUGAACAUUUCAAGAGUAAAAAAGGUGAUAGAAGUCUUGAUAUUGAAGUUGAUGGUGAUGAUGAUGAAGUUAUUCAAAGAUAUAAUAGAUUAAGAAAUGAAAAAAUGAGACAAAGACUUUUAGAAAACAUGGAAGUUGCUAAAUUAUCAAAAGAUGCUAAAGCUAAAGCAUUUUUCCAAUCUAUUGCAGAAGAUUCACAAAAUCCAAUCAAUGAAAUAUUUGGUGGUAAUGAAACUGAUAGUGAUGCACAAUCUGAUUUAGAUAAUGAAGAAGAUGAUCCAUUCGUUGAAAAACAAGAAAUCACUAAAGAUCAAAUGCAAGAUCCAGAUAAUGCACCAAAGAAGAAGAAAACAAUAAAAAUCACUGAAGCUUAUGUUCAAAAAACAUUAUCAUUUUUGAAUGAUGAUGAAGAUGAUAAAAUUGAACAAAAUGCAGCUUUUGCAGCUCAUCAACAUGGGUUCUUGGAUGAUGAUGAUGAUUUUGGUGAUGAUUUACAUAGUUUAAAACAAAAAUCAAUCAUUAGAAUGCCUGAAACAACACCACAAAGAAAAUCUACUAUUGAUUUAACAAAUGAAGAAGAUCAAUCACCAACACAAUUUUUCAAGAUGCCAUCUAAGAUUAUGAAAUCAUUCCAAUCUAAUAGUAAUGAUUCAUUUAAGAAUAAAAAUGAAGUUACUGUUUCAACUGCUUAUAAAGCUGCUACUAGUUCAAAAGCUUCAAUUAUGUCAUUUGGUAAAACCAAAAAUACUGAAACUAAGCAACCUUCUAAAAGAGUAUCACAAUCACAAGACACUAGAGUUUUAAAAGCUCGUAAGAUUGAAAGAACAUUGAAGAAAGGUAACAAGUUGAAAAAAUUGAAUACAGAAGCUUUUGAAUAA